AUGACGUAUGUCAUCCUCGGUGAAUUAUAUUUGACGUUGCUCUGUGGGGGUUUAUCUGCAUCUAACUUUUCAUAUUUUUCUGGGCCCUGUAACUUUAUACCGGAAGAACUUACAUGGGUACUUGCUAUCUGCAGUGGAUUUGUACCAAAACGAAGUACCUGGUGCGACAACUUACUGCUACAAAGCUGGACUUUGAGUGAGACUGAUCGUUCACACUACCUAACUGAGAAGGUCACUGAGACCAUGACUGAUAAAGUGACAGUGACUGAGACUCCACCUCCAGAAACAGUCACAAAGACGAGCUAG
Fusarium graminearum PH-1 is the source of this 306-nucleotide messenger RNA. RefSeq lists its product as uncharacterized. The coding region runs from base 1 to 306 and encodes 101 amino acids. The record is from RefSeq and is a predicted model, not a curated record. The transcript has a single exon. Lineage: Eukaryota; Fungi; Ascomycota; Sordariomycetes; Hypocreales; Nectriaceae.